AUCUCCCCUCUUUUAGUUGGAAAACAUUUCCCCUUGUCCUAUCACAGCUGACUCUGCUAAUUGCCUGUACCCUUCUUUCUUACAGCCCCAUUAAAUACUGAAAGGCCAUUCUCAGGUCAUUCUCCUUUCUAGGCUGAACAUCCCCUGCUCUCUCAGCCUGUCCUCGCAGGGGGGGAAGUGUUCCAUCCGUUGGGUCAUUUUGAGAAGGAGGGUGUAUAUAUAUACAUAUAUUUUUUUAGCACUGAUUCCAGUCCACUGCUUGCCUCUGGGAGCAGGCAUGUUUGGGAUACUACAUUCAGCAUCCCAACUUUCAACAGGUGCUGGGAGCAAAGUCAGAGCAAACCCACAGCGCAGAGAUUUCAGAGCACAAGAAGCUCUGCAGUGCACGUUUGUCUUGCAAGAUAUCCCUGCCCUGGGGCAGGAUUCUUCUCCACUCAUGCUCUGCAAGGCUGGCUGGGCAGAGAAGAUGCUCAUGUGUCUCUCCUCUCCUGUGACCUCAGAAGGUGUUCAUUAUCGAGCAGUUUCCAGUCACCAUAACCUCAGAGACAUGCAGGAGCACAGGGAAGACUUUCUCUCUGUAUUUUCUCUCCCCACAAUCAUUUUAAUUGCUGAUUUCCCCCCGCCCAGGUUUUAAAGCGCACCGUUUGCAAAGGCAAGGUUUUGUUCCCACUCGCAGAAUCGACCUGUUUUGUCUCUGCUUUGGGGAAGAGCCCUUAGCCCUUGCAGAGUUGUGAGUGCAGGCUGCAGGAGCAGGAGGAUUUGGGGAUCCAAGAUUGUUUGUUUUCCUUGUGAUGGUAGGAUAGGAUACCUGAAGGAGGUGACUUCCAUUCUUGGUGUUCACGCAGGAUGGUGUGCAAGGAGGACUUUGUCACUUGGCUAGUCGAAACAGCAGUUGUAUCCAGCCUGCAGAAAGCUAUGCAACAACGAGAUGUUCAUCAUUCAUACACAACAGCUUGAAAUUCCAUCUCCUCUGCUUCGUGGGGAGCAGCCCCUGCGUGUGUUAAGGGUUCAGGACCUAGGGGUCAGCGAACUGGAAAAAGCAAUAGUGAAUGUAUCAGCCACUAUGGAAAGAAUUAAGAACCUGACUUUAGGUACCAUGCAGGGUCUGCAGACAGAGAUCUGUUCCUUGAGGUCUUGCAGAAUAGAAUGUCCCUAGACCUUCACACAGCAAAGGCAGGACGGGUCUGUACGAUAACUAACCGAAGUUGCUGUGCUUGCAUGGGCCAAAAUCGAGAGGUAGAAACUGAUUUACAGACAAUUUGGAGACAGGUUAAAGUUGUGCACCGUCUCCUUAGAUGGCACUUCGUUUGGAUUCAUGGAUAUACAGCAUAAGCUCGCUCACUGGCUCCACAACUUUACCUGGGUAAAGCAACUGUUUGUAGCAGCAGUUGUACUGAUUAUCCUUACAGGGAUAACCUGCACAGGCAUGCAGUGUUCUUUCUGGUGGUGUCCUAAGAGAAAAAGACCUAGAUGAUUAUGCCAAGAGGCGUCAUAUGAAGCACCAGGUGGAAUCUAGAAAGUAAUUCAGGAAGGCGUUAAUGGACAGUGGUGCACAGUAGGCAAAAGGAUUUGCCUAGGAUAUAAAAAAGGGGGGGUGAAUCGUGUGAAUCACAGCUUUUCCAUACUGUGAGAACAGACUUUCUGGAUAACUUGAGUGGAUAAAAGCUGAAGGACGAGCUGCUUGCGUACAGGUAGGCUCAAGAACAGAAUGCAGAGUUGCACAAACUCGCUGACAAACCAUGAUAAGAAAGAAGAGUAGGUGCUCUGUUGUUGAAGAUAGGACAGUGAAACAGAUACCUCAGCCCAACACAACACCAACAUGAGCUGGGUCAGGCUGUCCCCAACCUCCCUUAAGAGUUUGGAGUGAGGUUGACACCUGGCCUUCAUUCAAUGAGCACCAGAGACCCCCACCACAUUUUAUGGUGCAUGCUCAAGAGGAUGGGACAGUACGAUUUUCCUGGCAGCGGUUUGAUUAUGAGUGGUGCCUAAUUCAGCAAUUUCUGUUCGUCCUUCCCAGCCGCCAUAAACUGCACUGUAUUGCUCUGAAUAAGUUUCGUGCUGCACUGCAUUGCGAACAAACCCUUGUAUUGCAAAUAAACAGCGUUGCUCAUUAAACCAUGGAGCAGUUGAAUUCACUGCUGCUUGUGACCCUCUACGUGUAAAGCUAUAAAUUUAAUGUCACCCAUGGAACAAAUAACAUUGGGACAAAUAGGAUUAACGCCAAGGAUACCUAAAUUUGUAUUAAGCAGAUACCCUGAAUUCCUCCUUCAUGGGCAGGACGGGGGGGAAGCACUCAUUGUUCUCUGAGCAUCAGCAAACCCUCAGCCCUGGAAUUCUGGACAUUUUCCAGCCGGAUCCUUCCAGAACCAGAGCUGGGGAUGGAGCAGGAGAACACAGCCCUCCGCGUCGCUCCCCCCAGGACUUCCUUGUGCAAGAGCUGCCCUUUUGAGACCUGCAAAGCCCGACAGGAUGUGUGGGAGGAGCACUGCAAGCCCUGCUCUGAGCUCCCGCAGGGGGAGUCGGCCUUAUCCACCCCUUUUUUUUGCUGUUUCUGCACCGCUGCAGCACUUUUGCAGCUCCACAGGACUGAGUGGGGAAGAUGCCACUAAAGGAGAAGGAAGAGGAGAAGCCUCACAAUGACGGCUGUAGCCCUGGGCAACCAGGUAAGGGUGUGGAGAGCCUGAUGAAGAACAUUGAUGUGUGUCGCAGCGUGGGCCUGGAGAUCAUCAACAGGACCAGGACAGUGACGCUGAAGGAGUUCAGGAGUUACUGCUUCAGUGGCCAGAAUGUGGAUCCCCUGCCCUUUGAAAUUGGCCCAGACUCCAGAGGAAUAUGUGCCUUUGCAAAAACUCCCUACAGCCUGCGAGGGAGCGUGGGGAUUGUGGUCUGCAAGGCUGACGCUUUCUUUUUGGCCAUCGCAUUCUCCAACCCCUAUGACUACGUCCUCUACAAAAUCGAGUUUGCCUUGGAGAUCUUCACGGAGGAGAACCACCUGGGGAUCCUCAGCGACGUCUUCUCCAAAAUGAUGAAGAGUAAACCAUACUGCGGCUCCUCGCUCUUCCAGCGAGCCGCGCUCGAGUCCCAACAUGAAACCCUGGAGGUCUCCAAGGGGAACAUUCGUGUCCAAGCCAAGAUGUCCAACAAUGAGAAAGCCAUCCUGAAAGUCCAAGUUGAAGAAAUAGAUCCACCACCCUACACCAAAGUCAUGUGAGGGAAGAUGGGCACCACUGCUGCCCAAAGGAACCCCUGGGAGAUAUUCAGCAAGGAUGCAGCAAGGCUUCUCCAGCGGUCUUGGAAGGAGGUGGAUGGUGAUGAUGGAUCCCAUGGGACACCUCAUCGACUUUGCUACAGAGCUAACAGUGUUCUACAGCUUGCUAAUUAACUCAUGAUUGCAUAUGAUAGCCAAUAAAUAUAUUCUUACCCUCA
Meleagris gallopavo (turkey) is the source of this 3426-nucleotide messenger RNA. RefSeq lists its product as uncharacterized. The record is from RefSeq and is a predicted model, not a curated record. NCBI's taxonomy places the organism in Eukaryota, Metazoa, Chordata, Aves, Galliformes, Phasianidae.